Molecule: messenger RNA, 967 nt
Organism: Capsella rubella
Lineage: Eukaryota; Viridiplantae; Streptophyta; Magnoliopsida; Brassicales; Brassicaceae
Exons: 1
Coding region: 89-757 (222 amino acids)
Source: RefSeq, a predicted model, not a curated record
UCAAGAGGAGACCAAACUGAUAAAGGCCUAAAUAAAAAAACAGAGUUUUCUCUCUGGAUCACAUUAUCUCUUCUUCUUCUUCUUCCUCAUGGAUUCAUCAAGAACUCGAAAUGUAUCUAAAAGAUCCGAUCCCGUUAACUUUCCGGCGAAGUCAUCUCGGAGAUCUUUAUCUUCUUCUUCUUCUUUCUCAUCCUUCUCCUCAUGCUCAUCUAACUCCCUUGUGUUUCCCGGCGACUCUCCUCUGAAUUCUCCGGCGACUCCUCUCCGUCUCCUCGGUGUUCCUUUCUCAUGGGAACAGCUACCCGGGAAACCUAAAGACUACUCUCAUAGACUCAAAAGCUGUGGAAACGACGAAUCUUCGAAUCUAUUACCCCUCCCUCCUCACCGGAGUGUUUCCUUUCCGGCCACGAAGAAAAACCCUAAAUCUAACAGCUCCUGUAAGAAGCAAAGCUACCCUGUGACCGUGAGAGACCCCUUCGCAGCUGCGUUGUUGGAAUGUUCCAAAGACGAAGGAACAAACAGUGGCGACGAGGAAGACGACGGUGUUGAAGAAGUAGAUCGGAGGUUUCAAGAAAAUUCCGGUGGUUCAAGCAAGGCUUUGUCUAAGAGCAGCAUCGGGGACAGGUUUGGGUUAGUGAAUCUCUACGGUUCUUGUCGGAGAACUUGUGCAGUUUCAGAGUCCAUUGUUUAUCUUCCAAGAUCAAGAAAAGCUGCUCCGUACGAUCAUCAUCUUCUUCUUCCACGUCGUCGCCGUUGAUUGUUUCGUAUUUUGGUGAUUUACAUUAUAUAUUUUUUCUUGGUUUUAUUAUAUUUUCUGUAUAAUUUUCUCUGAAUGUGACAUAUUAUGGGUUUGUGUGUUUUUUAUUUUUGGUCUAUAGAUCGUAACACGAAUGUAUAAUUUCGGGAACUUGUUUACUUGUAAGUUGUAACCAACCAUGAAUCCAUAUAAGCAUAUUCACUUACAUAA